Messenger RNA from Anthonomus grandis grandis, 1509 nucleotides. RefSeq names its product TBC1 domain family member 13. The record is from RefSeq and is a predicted model, not a curated record. The coding region runs from base 213 to 1379 and encodes 388 amino acids. Lineage: Eukaryota; Metazoa; Arthropoda; Insecta; Coleoptera; Curculionidae. Gene Ontology annotation, molecular function: GTPase activator activity. Gene Ontology annotation, biological process: activation of GTPase activity; intracellular protein transport. The transcript has 7 exons.
CUUAUCAAUCAAAACAAUUUUGUUUACUUUUUUGUAGUUUUUUUUCAUUAAUUAAAAAUAUCAACUUUAUUAAAUAAUAAUGAUAAAUAAGUUCAUUUACUCAUUUACUGGGAAUAUAUGACAAACAUAAACCUAUGUUAUCAACAUACAUUCGGCUCUUACAAUAACAAUCAUUUUAAUAUUGUACCCUGGUAUAUAUAAUUGUAAAAAAUAUGGCCUACAAAGCAAGACUGAAGGAAUUUGAUCUCAUCCUCCAACAAGAGCGCAUAGACAUCACCACAUUAAAGAAACUAUCUUUUUAUGGAAUACCAGAAAGUAAGAGGCCUCUUUGCUGGAGAGUUUUAUUAAACUACCUCCCGCUAGAAACAGAUAUCUGGGACUCUGUCCUCGCAGAAAAAAGAAAGUUAUAUAAGCAGUAUAUAGAUGAAUUAAUUGUUAUGCCAGGGGAAAAUGAGACUAAUGGGGAUGUUACCAUGGGGGACCACCCAUUGAGUAUUAAUCCUGAUGGUCAGUGGUCCACUUUCUUUAAGGAUAAUGAAGUUUUAUUGCAAAUUGACAAGGAUGUUAGAAGAUUAUGUCCAGACAUUUCUUUCUUUCAACAACCAACCGAAUACCCAUGUGAAGAAAUAGUCAACAGUAAUGACGUUAAAAGGCUUCAUACAAGAGUUCAAAGACGCGUCCUAAACUGUGCUAAUGUUGAAAGGAAAGGCUUGGGAAUAACAAAAAUAGCUCUCUCAGUAAAAAAGGCCCCAGAAGACUAUGCCCCCAUGGAGGAAGGAAAAGAGGCUCACUGGGAGGUUGUAGAAAGGAUAUUGUUUCUAUAUGCCAAAUUGAAUCCCGGACAAGGCUACGUUCAGGGGAUGAAUGAAAUUAUUGGGCCUAUUUACCAUGCAUUUGCCUCAGACCCAGAUGUUAGUUAUAAAGAAUUUGCUGAAGCAGAUAGUUUUUUUUGUUUCACAAACCUAAUGUCCGAAAUCCGAGAUUUUUUUAUAAAAACCCUGGAUGAAACUGAUCAUGGGAUUAAUACAAUGAUGAAUACUAUGCUCAAUCGUUUAAAGAAUAAUGACCUGGAUGUCUGGCUGAGGUUUCAACAGUUAGAUAUGAAACCCCAAUAUUAUAGCUUUAGAUGGAUUACUCUUCUAUUAUCUCAAGAGUUUCCCUUGCCUGAUGUUCUUAGGAUAUGGGACUCGCUGUUUUCCGACGAAAACCGUUUUGACUUUCUUAUUUAUGUUUGCUGUGCUAUGAUUGUAAUAUUAAGAAAACAAUUAUUAAAUGGAGAUUUUUCGGCUAAUAUUAAGCUACUCCAGAACUUCCCACCUAUGGAUGUCCAAACUAUUCUUUCCAAAGCAGUUGAGCUGUCGAAGAUGCACAUUUUUUAAUAUUCACUCAAAUAUUGUUAUAGGAGUCAUCAGUAUAUAAGUACUAAGUUUUUAUUUUUAUAAGUAAACCGCAUGUGAUAAUUUCAUGUUUAAUCUUUAUAUUAUAGCAUUUUUUCUAUAUCUAAAACUA